GGUAUGCUACAGGAUCUUCGGAUUAGACCUCUAUUGAGCACUAGAUCCUAGCUGUUGAAAUGCAAUAUAAACGGAUACGGUACUUAAGCUUUAGGUCUACUUGAAUUAACUGACAGUGGCCAUAUUGUGGCUUUUCUUUUUAAAUAGAAUACAAUUUUAAUUUCAUUACUCAUUAACGUUUUGCUGACGACGAUAUAUAGAUACGAUUUUCAGAAUGUCUUUCAGUAAGGUUGUCAAAGAUUUGGACCAAAAGGUUUUGGAAUGUCCCAUAUGCAUGAAACGAUUAACACAACCUCGGACACUCCCAUGCUUACAUACCUACUGCCUGGCAUGCUUAGAAACCUGGGUUGAAGUACAGAGUGAACUCAAAUGCCCUCUUUGCUCUGGCACUUAUCCGGUUCCAGAAGGCGGUGUUCAGAAACUUGCACCAAAUACUACCAUUAAUAACUUGCUCGAAUAUGUGGAGACGAUGGAAAAGACUGAGGAAGAGGAUCCACAGAAACUUUUGUGUAUGUGUCGUAAAAGCCCACCAACACAUUUCUGUAAAGAAUGUGUAGAAAACGUUUGCAUUGACUGUAAACAAUCGCACAAGUCAUCACGCUUAAAGUCAAAGAAACACACAUUGUACCCACUAAAUGAGCUCGUCAUCCCUUCGGUGAAAGAAGUAAUGACAUCACAGAAGAAUUAUUGCAAUGUCCACAAAACUAAUGUGUUGGAGUUCUUUUGCAAACAGUGUGUGAAGUUAGUCUGUGGACUCUGUCGAGACGAACUGCAUAAGAAAGCGAGUGAACAUUCAGUUGUUACUGUAUCCACGGCAUGUGUGGAAUACAAAACAGAGGUUCAUGGUCUUGUUACAAUGGCAAAUGAGAUGAAAAUUCAAACUCAAGCACAUCUACAUGCGUUGGAAACAAGUGCAAACCACCUUAAAACAAGCCGAGAUACAUGUAAGAAUAACAUUGAUGCAUGUAUGCAUGACGUUAUAAAAGAGAUGGAGACGGGUUGUCAAGAUCUGAAGAAACAGGUUGAGGCAGUUUACAAAGUUCACAUAUGUGCUCUUCGUUCUAAAAUGCAAAAAUUACAGUCAUUCGUAUCCGACGUCUCUGGUGAUAUAUCUGUACUAAAGGAUACAUUUGGAAAUUUUACCGCGGAAGGGUCGUUUGAAUCGUGUGUGUCGAAAAUCAGUACGAUUCGUGCUCGUCUAAAUGAAAUGGAGGUGGAUCGUACAAAAUUUUCUCCCAAACUUGAUUUUAUUCCUUCGCAAGAACUUACAAGUGCGUUGAGGAGUAAUGGAGUUGGCAAAAUUGGAAUCUUUAAAGAUGUUUACAAAGUUUCUGAAGCAGAUACAAUAGAAGUGAAUGAGGGGGAAAGGUUUACAAUAGGAAUAGAUUCCUUUAUGGGAACGAGAGGUACCUGUGAGCUGAUGGCAAAACUAAAAGACCCACUUGGCCAAGAGUCAAUUGCUGAUAUUUCACAACAGGGGAGACGAUGUGUUGUAACCGGAGUAUGCAAAAUUGUUGGAAAAUGGGUAUUAUCAAUUAGAAGUGGUACUGAGGUUAUACAAGGGUCUCCAGUCAUAAUAAACGUACGGAAAAGGGGACUUUGUAUUACAAUACCAAACAUAAUAGAUUACAUGGAGCACUACAAGGAUACUAAGGUUAUGAAUGUAUUAUUAAACAGAGAAGGACUGUUACUUGUGACAAGUGCUGGCCGAGAUGUAUUGAAAUUUACACAAUCUGGUGAAUUUAUCUCUAAGGUUGUACUGCAGCCAGGAACCAGAGUGACUGGACUAUGUAAUGUCAAUGAAGACAUUUUGGCAUACAGUGAUUUUGGUAAUAAAUGUGUUACAACGUGCAACCAUGAUUUCAAGGAAGUCUUGUCGUUUGGAAAAGGCAUUGUUAAAUUUCCACGCGGUUUAGCUGUGCGUCAAAACACGAACAAUAUUUACGUUGCAGAUCAUGAAGUUGACUGCGUCUUUCGUUUCAACUACGAAACAGGCAAACACAUUGGAACCAUCGGUUCAACUGGAAGAGGUAUUGGUCAGAUGCUAUCACCACAAGAUGUCGCUAUAACUAAAGAUGGGCAUGUUCUUGUAGCCGAUCUCCGUAAUCACAGAAUCUGUAUGUUGGAUACGAAUGAUAAAUUUGUGAAAAUAAUGGUUGGAUUUGGUAAAACGGACGGAAAAGUUGUGGGGCCAGGUGGCAUUGUGGUUUGUGAAGACGAUACUUUUAUUGUUUCCAGCAAUAAUAAAUUGCAGCACUUUGAUCGUAAUGGUGUGUUGAUCAAGCGGGUUGAUAAAGACAAAGAUGGUUUAAAUGCACCCGUGUUCAUGGCCCUACUUUCAUCAAGAACUGUUGCCGUUGCAAACCAUAAAGAGGAUGAAGUCAAGAUAUUUACUUACUAAAUAUCACGCAACCAGUACCGUAUAUAUGUACAGUAUGCCUAAUUUUCGAUAGUAUCUUAUGAUUUGAUACAAAACUUUAAAAAAAUACAAUAACAAUCUAAGCGGUAAAGAUCGGUUAUAAUUCAUGUCAGAUGCAUAGUUGGUAUGCUUGUUAUUUGAAGUUGGAGAUUGAAAAAAAAAUAGUUUAAGCAUUUCAAUGGGUGAACGAUUUUCAAUGGGUGUGAUGAUAAUACCAUAUGCAAUCAUUCCACACAUGAACAUGUUAGGCUGAUACAAAAUACAGACUGACAUGCCAACAUAAUUUUGACAGUGCGACAAUAAACGACCCGGGUACCAAACUUAUGUUUAAAGAAUUCUAGUCUAGUGUAUUUUUGAAUUUGUAUUAAGAAUUAAAAACCAUUAUCAUGGCUGCUAUAAUGCUACAAGUAUAUGGGCUUAUAUAAUUACAUUGUUUUAAUUCAAUUCAAUUCAAUAUCUGCAUCAACAAUAUUUUAUUUUACAAUAAGUAAAUACAAUAAAUAUAAAAUAAGAUAAUUAUGCAAUUAUUAAAUAAAAGUAUUUUUAAUUAAUUAAGGAAAUUAAUCAACCAUUUCUAUUGUUGUAAAAUCAAAUAAAAUUAUGGCUUGGUUAAUAUUAGAUUUGUGGCGGAGAAUAGGUCAUUGUUUAAAGUAUAACUUAGGGAUAGUGAAUAGGAAGAGGAGUUUUGUAAUCGAGACGUUUUUGCAUUAAAUCGGAGAUAGGAUGAUUAACAGGUUUUAAGAAGAAACAUAGCCAUUGUUCUGACAGGUGGAAGCAAAAAUUUUAGCGGAUGAUCAGCAGAUUGGACAAUUUGACAAAUAAAUUUAAGAAGUAGGCAUAGAAGUUAAUUCUGUCUCUUUUCAAAAGGAGUGAUGUUAUAUUAUGAACAAACAGAAAGGUAAGAUGAGGAAGUUCGGUCCUUAGAGAUUAAAUUAGCAAAGAGAAGCUCAAGACGACAAAGAAAGGACAUAUAUUGUUGAAGAAGGCCAUAUUUUUCAACAUUAGUUUUGUGUAGUCUCACAUACAUUUUCAAUCGAUGAUACCACAUGCUAACAUAAUUAUAACAUUACAGCCAGAUCAUAGCCCUUAAGUGGAAUGUUUAUUAUAGUUGCCAAUCUGACUCACACUAUCAUAACAUCGAUUAAAGGAAUUAGCGGAAAACGACAACCGCGAUUACAAAAAAAGAAAACAACACUAGACCCAAGAAAACGGUAGUAUAAACGACAUCGAAAACUAUUAUUAUAUUUUCGGGAGGUCACUGGCAUUUGCUCCAGACUAUAGCCUGAAUCGAACUUUGUUCUUGAUACGGUUUGAUGCCUAAUAUUUCAGAAACAUUAAUCCCAUCACUUGGAGAUAUAAAACCUUCUCUCUCAAACGAGGGGGAGACGAUAAAACUUGGUGACGUACCUCAUAUCAUAAUGUUGUGAGCAACAUAAUGAAAUAAUUCGGGUUAAACUUGGUUCUGGUUAAUAUUUGACGAAAACUUCCAAACGGUAAAUCAAUAAGAAUAC
Messenger RNA from Anneissia japonica, 3930 nucleotides. RefSeq names its product tripartite motif-containing protein 2-like. Bases 215 to 2401 code for a protein of 728 amino acids. The record is from RefSeq and is a predicted model, not a curated record. Gene Ontology annotation, cellular component: nucleoplasm; chromatin. Gene Ontology annotation, molecular function: protein binding; zinc ion binding; ubiquitin-protein transferase activity. NCBI's taxonomy places the organism in Eukaryota, Metazoa, Echinodermata, Crinoidea, Comatulida, Comatulidae. Gene Ontology annotation, biological process: positive regulation of DNA-templated transcription. The transcript has 2 exons.